CAGAGUUUGUCACCGGCUUGGUAGCCUAUUCAACUUUCUGAGUCACCGGAAAACUGAUUGAAAAUAUUGAGUCGAGGAAUCAUCGAUCUUAUUGUAAUUGUGGAUUGUGAAUGAUGACUAUGUACCACUCACGACACUCUACCGACUAGCCCAGUGCAUGACAUGGCUUUCAUGUAAGAAUGCUCCCUCGAUCAACAAGAUCUUCAUUACGACUUGUACGACCUUUUCUUCAGAGUGAUCGACCAAGAAGGCUAUCCACGAUGGCACCAAUUCAACUCAGUCUCACACCAGCUGAGAAGCUGUUCCGCCAGUGCUUGGUGGAUUGCCGCGACGAGAUGCAAUCUGUACCUGGAAUGAAAGACCUGGAACUGCGCUGGACGGGAGGCUGGGUCCGGGACAAACUUCUCGGUGUGCAAAGCCACGAUAUCGAUGUUGCACUCAGUACCAUGACAGGCCUGCAGUUUGGCCAGGCUUUGCAGGUCUUCAUGAAGCAUCACGGGAGCAAGUACGAAAACGAAGCGAAACAGCAAGGCUUCAAUUCGGAAGUCAAAGACAUCCACAAGAUUGCAGCAAACCCGGAAAAGUCCAAACAUCUCGAGACCAUCACGACGAGAAUGUUUGGCAUUGACGUCGACUUUGUCAACCUCCGCAAGGAAGUCUACAACGAACAGACGCGGAACCCUGAGAUGGAGUUUGGCACAGCUGAAGAAGAUGCGAUGCGACGAGACGCUACGGUCAAUGCUCUCUUCUACAACCUAGACUCGCUUGCCGUGGAGGACUUUACGGGAUGUGGCUUGGAGGACAUGAAGAACAAAAUUAUACGGACACCCCUUGAGCCAUACCAGACGUUCAAAGAUGACCCUCUUCGAGUUCUGCGGCUGAUUCGGUUCGCAUGUCGACUAAACUACGAGAUCGAAGCGGCUUCGAAGGACGCUAUGAAGGACAAAUCCAUACAUGAGGCACUGCGGAUCAAGAUCAGCAGAGAACGCGUCGGGACCGAGAUCCAUAAGAUCAUGACCGGACCAGAUCCCUACACAGGUCUGAAGUACGUCGAUGAUUUCGACCUAUAUUCUGUCGUGUUCGCCGACCCCAACGAUGAUUACAAAGUCGACAACAAAGUAGCUCUUGGAGCCUACGACGGACUGCGACGCAUCCUCGAUGAAAAGCCUGCGUUAUGUCUGGGUCUGAAACCCAAGGAGAAUCAAAGCCUGAGUUGGUUUCUCGCAGCAUAUGUUCCAUGGUCAGAGUCGUCGACCAAAGCAUACACAGCUGCCUGGGAGGGGAUCAAAGCCACCAAUAGUUUCCGCAAGGUGCUGAAGGAGGCUAUCGAUUAUCGUUCCGCUAUCGUCGAGGUGGUCGACCUUGUAGGUUCCGACAAUGCUACGCGAGCAGAUGUCGGCAUGACAUUGCGACAGAGCAAAGAAGCUUGGAGAUCGCAUGUGCUCUACUCACUCCUCUGUGAGGUUGCUGAUGGAGAUUUUGACAUGGCUACAAAGCGCUACGAGAAGUUUGUGUCCUUUGUUCACAACCAACAAUUGGAGAAUGCCCAUACCAUGGCACCCAUACUCAAGGGGAAUGAGAUUAAGGACGCCUUGGGCGGGCCCAAGGGUGGACCUUGGCUGAAGCAAGCGGUCGAUGUCCUUGCUCAGUGGCAAUUCAACCAUCCAAAAGCUACGAAACAAGAGGCCAUUGAGAUGAUUGCCAAUCAAAAGACCGAGUUGGGGCUGGAUUGA
This is a messenger RNA of Exophiala oligosperma, 1733 nucleotides long. RefSeq lists its product as uncharacterized. The transcript has a single exon. Lineage: Eukaryota; Fungi; Ascomycota; Eurotiomycetes; Chaetothyriales; Herpotrichiellaceae. Gene Ontology annotation, biological process: tRNA 3'-terminal CCA addition. Gene Ontology annotation, molecular function: ATP:3'-cytidine-cytidine-tRNA adenylyltransferase activity; RNA binding. The coding region runs from base 180 to 1733 and encodes 517 amino acids. The record is from RefSeq and is a predicted model, not a curated record.